This is a messenger RNA of Mercenaria mercenaria, 364 nucleotides long. RefSeq lists its product as uncharacterized. The transcript has a single exon. NCBI's taxonomy places the organism in Eukaryota, Metazoa, Mollusca, Bivalvia, Venerida, Veneridae. The annotation marks the transcript as partial. The record is from RefSeq and is a predicted model, not a curated record.
AUGUCACCUCUCACAUUGGGCCAACUCUGUACAAUGAAAGUGCAGUCUCUACUCUCUAUACCAACUGAUUACCAACCAGAAUAUCCCCUAAUGCCAAAGGUCACUAAAGGCAAAUAUGGUGUUCAGAAACUCCUCUCGUCCCUCAAAAUAGACAAAGCAUGUGGUCCCGAGGGUCUAAAGCCGAUCCUUCUCAAAAAUCUUAGUGAACAAAUCUCACCACUAGUCAAUAAGCUCUUUCAAAGCUCCCUUGACACGGGCAAUAUCCCAGCUGACUGGUCCGAGGCCAAUGCCACUCCUCUGUUUAAGAAGGGCAACAAAAGCAAUCCUGCAAAUUACCGGCCUAUUUCGCUAACUUGUAUUCUUU